AUGCGACUUGAUGUGAUUUUCGUUGCUACACAAAGUUCUUUACAAUUUUUCAAGCGUAAAGGAAACUAUAAGCCGAGAGAAAAUGACAUCACAGUAUAGGGUUUGUAAUAAUUGAACUACUGGUUGCAUAAAAAAGUUACUAACGGGAACUUUCUGUCGCUAAUUUUGACCUUCCUCUUUGAAGGUGGCUGAUUCAAAACGCGAGGAGUUCAGAAAGUACUUGGAAAAGGCGGGAGUUAUGGAUGCCUUGACGAAAGGUAACUUGAUGUUAUUAAGCACAUAGACAAACUUGGAUUUUUGCGACGUUUUACUUGAGUGUCAAUGUUUUGUGUUGACAGUUUUGGUUAAUCUGUAUGAGGAGCCUGAGAAACCAGCCAAUGCAUUGGAGUAUCCUUUUGAGGUAGUAGUAAUUUGAACCACUUGAAUAUUAAGCUUAAGCUUUACUAAUCCAUCUGACUAAUCCAUAACGUUAAAUUCUCGCAGAUAUAUAUAUAACAGCUGACAAACCAGAGACAAGUUGGAGGGCUUGCUAUCAUAACCUUUGCUCUUAACCAUACUAUGCAUUCCGUCUAACUUGGCUAUGAGUUGUAUUAACUACAGCCUCAAUAGAAAUUGUUUGGAUACUUUGCUGUCUUCUUGCCCUCCCAAUGUUGGUGUGCAAGAUUUUGGUUUAACUGCGAUCAACAACAUUGGGAGGACGAGGAGACAGGCCAGCAGCAAAAAACGGCAUUGGGUGGAAGUGUCCCAACUAUUUUUGUCUGAGACUGUAGCACACCUACAUUACACAAAUUGAAGCUUUGUUUAUGGUGGAAAGUGCACUUAGCUUAUCCAGCUAGUUUACAGGCACUCCACUCAAGUAAUAAGAAACAAAUAAUUCAGAUAGUAUAUAACAGCAUUAAAAAACCCAAUUGACAGAAGGCAACCAGUUGGUUAUUUAUAAAAAGAGUGGCUGGGGGUUGAACUUUGUGGUGAAAUAUUUUUUUAUUAGUUAAGUGUGAAAUUUUAGGGCUGGCUUAGAUGCCAUAGUUCGUAUGAGCCAAAUCAUUUGAAUUUAGGCCUGCUGAAUUGAUUUAAAAACAAUUAUGGCAUUUGGUUUGGCUCAUAUGAAGUUUGACGCCUGAUUUAACCCCAGUCCACAGCCAUCUUUCUCCAGCUCAUUGCCGAGCACAAAAUAUUUUUGGAGUUAGGUUAAUAUGUUAUCAAAGCCGACAGAAACAAAAACCUUUCGAAAGGAAGCUAGCUUCAAAUUUUAAGAAAGUUCCACAGGAAAUUUUGAUUGCCUUCAGUAAGACCCUUUUAGGGUCAAAUUCUGACAAACAUCAUGGCCUUGACUACUAGUAAACGGAAUGGUGAUAUACAACAUAUAGGCUAAGGGUUCUCAAUAGAAUUAGGUGCUGUCGUUGCUGUGCUUAACUUACAGGUGUAACAAAUGGUAUGCCCCAAAUACUGCCCCCAACCCCCUAGCCCAUGGCUCAGCUGAGCAGACUUCAAGCCCUGCACAUUUGUAUGUUUGGAGCCCGCAAUCCUAAUAUCCAGGUUGUUAUUACGCAUGCAUUGCAUGUAUGUAGCCAGCAUUCAUUUGGACUUCCACUAAGAGUGAAAGUAAUGCACAGAAUGCAAUUUGAUCACGCACGUUGAACCUUCUUUCACUUGCAAUCUAAUCCUGGGUGUUUUGACUAUCUGUCACUUGAAACUUGCGCAAAGCACAACGAAGGAGCAAAAGCAUUUUGACCUUCUAUAGUUGUCACCUGCACUCCGUAACCUUUGGUUAUUACUAGUUCUUAAUAUUCUUGAUGAUCUAUUGAUUGUACUUAGUGUGGGUAGAAUCCUAGUAUAUUGUUUUUGGAGUUCAUAAUGAUUUUCAGUAAACAUUGAAUUGCCAUCGCAUUUUGACUUUUUAAAGUCUUUUCUUUACUGUAAGGUCAUCUUUAGUCUUUAUAGUUUAAAGUAAUCAGUCUUGUUUGAGAUUGUCAUGACUUAACAAUGUGCUACAAGCUUUAUGAAAGAACAUCUUCAUGGUGGUCCACCAGAGACAGCUGACAUUGAAGCCUUAAAAAAUGAAGUCUCUGAUUUAAGGCAGAAGGUCGAGCAGCUGACAGCAGAAAAUACAGAGCUAAAACAAAGGGUAAGUAUGAAAAUUUGUUCAAGUUUCCCUCAGGCCCUCUAUACAUGUGUCAGCAAUCAUGCAAGGCUAAAUGAUAGGCCCACAUUCCUGCAGUAAACUUUACAAUAAAAUAUUGUUUGUUGUUGUUUUGAAAACCUUGCAUAUUACAGUGUUGCAGUCUAAUCGACUGGUUGUCGGAGUUGACAGGGUUUGCUUUCUUAGUAGGAACUGUUCCUUAAUAGUACACAGUGCAUUAAAUGCCUUUAAGGAAGGCUCUUCAAACGUAAACUCUUUUAACGAAUCAUAUGGUACAGUGAUGUAAAACUAUCAAAAUUCUGGAUCAUCAAGAUAGAAAUUAAACUUUCAAGGUAUCCGAAACGUUUUCAAAACUUAAUAUUGUGUUUUUUAAAUCAUUUUUAUACAUUAUGUGAACUUGAAUUCAACAUAAAUGACAGUGUCUAUAUUUGAAAUUAUCGCAUACAACAGCACAGGAUCAUGAGCAAAUCAGAGGUGAACCAUGACAGGCAUUUAAAUCAGGCCGCCACAUAAAUGGAAUUUGUUUUCUUGCAUGCCUUUUCCCUUAGGCUGAACAUUACAGUUGGUUUUCUGCCCUUUCAUACCCCCUCUAAAACUCAGCAGAUGUCAAAUCUGUUAGGGAGUCUUCCCCACCCCCACAGUGUGCUUUCCAUUUAUUCAAGCAUACCUCUUUUUAAAUCCAUAAUAAUGGAUUAAGUGAUUGUUUGAGCCAAGGUUCUGUCUCAGUAUUUUGAAGCUUUGGUUCACUGUGUAUUUUACUCUUACUAUUAUUAUUGUAUGUUGCUUUGUUCAUAAACUGUAUUAAAAGAUUCCAGGUCAAUAAAUUUCUACCCCCCCAUUAAAAUGGUUUUUAGCCUGCAAAGAUGACCUUUUUUGACAACAACUGAAAGUAAUUUAACCAUAACAGAUCAUAUCACUAUCUGAUACAAAGAAAAACAUUGAUCCAAAGCAACUAUCGUGGGCACCAGCUACAACUCCUGUAAGUCUUAUCCAAACUCACUCCAAUAUUUUUGCUAUUUUCUUUGCUUCUGAAGCACAAAUGUUUUCUCGUUUCUCUGAUAAAUCACUUUUUGACAGUUUUAUAUGAAAAUAUUUUUGUUUAAAAGUGGAUGAUUUUUUACUUGCACAUCUUUUGCAUGUUAAAAUAAAGACUUGUAUUUUUUGUUAUUAAUUCAAUUAAGACAUGGCAAGAAAUAAUUAAUUGCCUGUUAUCACGACUGUGAAUAAGUUUUUAUAACAUUUUAUUCUUUUGGUUUUAAUACUGCGCAAUGUUUACUUCAUCCUGAAUAAGUCAGAUGUCAGUCAUAUAUAUUUAUUAUCAACUGAAUAGAAAUAUAAACUCGCUAGUUUCUCAUAAAAAAGUUCACAAAGUCUGUGAGUCAGUUUAGUUGUCCCUAAUCAAAAGUUAACCAUGCCUCACUGUGGGGUCAGACUAGAGGUUGCCCUGUGAUUGUGAUUUGUUAACUAUAAUUAUAAAUUUUUAUUUUUCCCAUGGUAAAAAGUUGCUGCAGUCAUAAAACAUUGUAGUUAAUAAACAACUAGCAAAACCACAACAACAGUAAACAAAUAUAAAUCUAUUCAUUGGAGACCAAUGUAAAAUUUAUUACUUUUAUUCAGCCUGAUCUAUGUUCAUAAUAAGGAGAAACUUGCUAAAUAACUUUAAACUAGAUUCCAAGCCGCUCCAAUAGCCGUAGGUCUGCAAGGACCCCUGCUCCAUCUAUACCACAGCAGCAGCAGCAGCCAAAAGUUGAGUUUUUUGAGAAGCCAUUAGUUGAGCUCUCUGAGUAAACUGUGAGUAAAGUUUUCCAUGUUCACCUUGUUUUAUUUUUGCACUACUACACAAAUUUUUUUGGAUUCAUGAAAAAGCAAUUUUGUAUUGUAAUUCUUCUGCUGUCAAAUUCUAUAGCUCAGCUAUUAAUGUCUGUUUUAGUUACAGUUUUAGGCAUGAAAGAAGCAGUUGUCAUAGUUUUCAGUCCUGCUUCACUUAUUUGCACGUAACACUUUUUCAACAUUAGCUCUAUUAAGUUAUUUUUUAAAUUAAUAUUUGCUUAGUUAAACUUUCAACAAUAAUAUUUUAACUUUGCAAAGACGUUACAUACGUGGCACUUGCUGUGACUUGAACCCAAUGUUUUUUAAAAAAUUCUUGUCAAUAUUUUAAUAUUGUUUAAAAUGUAUAUAGGCUCCUUUAAUAGGAAAGGAAAGGUCCGCCAAGUUGGUACCAGAUGCUUGAUGUUUUUAAAACUUAUAGUGCAAACUGUGAGUUUACUGAACAACUUCAAAAACAUAUACAACAGUACUGUUUAUUCAUUAGUAUAAUCCUUAAGUUUCAAAUUGUACUGGCAAAAAAGUCAAUAAAAUUCAGUUGAAUUUCAAAAUGUUUUAAGUGCCUAGGUCGAUACUGCUUAUAGUAAUAAUAAUAGUAAAGUCCGAAUAGGGAUUUCUCGGGCUUUGAGGCCAUUCUUUGCCCUGCUGAAAUCUCAGAUUUGUCCAUGGUACCCUGGCAAAAUAAUGAAAAAUGAAAAUCAGUCUUCUAAACUGCAAGAUUGGUAUUAGUCCAGCGAACUGAACUUUUACAUCUGUACUUACUCGUAACAACUGAAAAUUUAACAAAAGCACACUGGCCCUGUGGGUUGUUGCACCAGUCUUAGGAGAUUGAAAAGCCUCCUGUCUCACACCUGGGUAAGCUUAUAGAAUGUCAUUUAGGGCCAAGUGGCAGGGGGAUGUUAGGGACUUCCCCCACCCACUACAAAGCAUAACCUCUGACAUAAUAGGGGACAAAUGGAAAAUAGAACCAGGAGAACCCCCAAACUGUUUAAACUGUACUAAUUGCAUGUACUCGGCAACAUGAAAUAAUUAACAACUAUUGGACGAGGUUGAGCAAAAUAUCGUGAUUUCUCGGUGGCGAGCAGAUCAAUUAUUUGCCAAAGCCUGAAGGCCAAGGCAAAUAAUAUUGAUCUGCGAGACAGAUGAAGAAGUGAUCUGCCAUUUUCACACAAGAGUGAUCACAAGAAGGAGAAAAGUGUGAUUUCUUUUACGCAUGAGCAGAAUAUUAUUAGCAACCAAACACAGUUGGACGACAUUGCACAUGAGCGGACCAUGAGCAGUUAUUGCUCAAACUACACUGGAGAGUUUUUGUGAACUAGCAGAAAAAUACAGGUGUUUAAAUUAGUAAACCUAGAAUACUUUAAAUCUGUUUGGUAAAGAGUUCUCAACUAAUUUUUUCACAUCUGUACCCAGCAGGGACAUCAAGGCUGUGCUCUACCAGUGCCUGGUGGCCGCUGGCAUCUUAGGCGACUAGAAAAACUUAGUUUUUUAAUAGAAAUCCUAUGCUGGGCACCCCAGAUGUCACAGGUGACAGAUGAGCAGAGAUGAGCACCAGGCUACCUUUCAUUUUUCUUAGAGCACAGCCUUGGACAUGCUUAAUUAUCAUGUUAAACUCAUUGCCAAUAGAUGAGCUUGGGAACUGGUGCCUUAAAGGUUGGAGGGGAGCUUGAGCACCUCAGCCAUAGCAAGGAGGUAUCCAUGGCAACCCUGCGAGCAGGAACUACCCUUCGUGCUGACACCAACUGGCACUGUCACUCUGAAGGAAUUCAGUGGAAACUGCUCACCUGACCCCAUACUUAACAAUGCACAAACCCAAAAAAGAGGGGGAAGGGGUGGGGGCCAGAAUCUGCAAAGAUUCACUUUAACACCGGGGCCCAGUUGUUCGAAGGCCAAUUAAUGCUAACCCAGGGUUAAAUUUUAACCCGGGUUUCUUUUCCGUUUGUUCAAAAGCAUUUUUCCUGGAUAAUUUUCACUCUUCUUUUCAGAGCAUCCAAUCAUCACAUUGUUUGUAGGCAAAAGGAAUAAAACAGAAUUUACAUUUUAAGCUUUCCUGAAUCAAAUUUCCCCACUAACCCUGGAUUUACUCAACCCUGCUUUGAGCAACCUGGCCCAGAUUGGCAAAGGUCAGCUCAUAAGGCAAGCAUGAGAUGUAACAUAAGUCAAGAUAAGCAAAGGCCUCUGCUGUCACGCCACAGAUCACGUACACUAGAGGAGACCACAUUGGCUUGCAAUUUAACUUUGCCUAAAUUACAUUUAGCCACAUAUAAAAUGGAACAUGAGCAAAAGACCUUUAUGUUAUAAACCUUUGGCACAGUCUUACAUCAAAAUUCUAUCGUAAUCACACAUGCAGGGUCAAACAUAACAGGCUGACUGGUAAUCUCACUAGCCAUGGUGAAAUUUUGCAACCUUGACUUGUUUGAAAUAUAAUGUCAUCCAAAAAAUUCUUCGUGGAUUAGUGGUGUUAAUCAGUAGUCAUUAUUUUCAAAUCCUGUCGUGUUUUCAUGAAGUUUUUACUAACAGUUCUUGUAAUACCUUGCAUAGUGAUUAAUUUAAAGAGCUUUAGGGACCACAAUAUAUACUGUUAUCCCUAGUUUGUGUUAACCAAAUAGGUCUAUCUAAUUCCAUGUACGUUUAUUGAAAUUGGCUGAAUUCAGUCAGUUCUGAAGUGUACAUGGCCUACUGAAAACAUGUAGAUUAGAGUAACUGGUAGUUGAGGGUGAGAAUUUUAAAAUCCUCAUUCUCAUUAACUUUUGCCUUCUUGACUUUUGAAACAAGAAAACCUUCUGUUUGUGAAAUUCAUUAUUUUAAUUAUUCAUUUUUCUUUCUUUCAGUUACAAGCCUAAACCUAUGAACCACAAGAAUGUCUUGCACAGGUUCUCACCAGGAUUUUGCCUUGGGAGUCCCAGGGCCCCUCUUCUGAGAGGAUAAUAAUAAGGUGAUCCAGUAUAAAAGUCUAAGAAUUUGACUCAUUUGUCAAACAAACAGAAUGCUUUAGUAAUUAAAACUACUUAAGUCCGAAUAUUAAUUUUGAUAUUAUUUAUAUUAUUUAGGAUUAGUUUUUAAUUCAGUUAAUAUGUAACUAUGUGUAAUCAAAUGGUGAUGAGAUAGGCUCAGGAAAUUAUUAGGAAUUGGACAAAACGUGCAUGAAAUUAUUCCCUAAUUUCAUGAGUAUACUAUUUGAUUACCUAUUAAUAUCAUGGGUGACGAAUUGUGUUAGCAAUUGUGAAUUUUUGACAUUAUUCCUGUAUCGUAUUGAUCGAGAACUCCACUCUCUCAAAUGUUUAGACCUUAAAUUUGGCUUAGGUUCAGAAUUUUCAAAAUUUUUUGACAAAAUACCUGUUAGAAUCCUUCUUGAUGUGCUCUUUUGUGUGUUAGGUUCUCUAAAGUGUCUUUUUGUGCCCUGACAUCUUCAUUCACGGCAUUUAAAACUUCGUCACCAUCUUGACACUGAGACAGACGGAAGGUUGCCAUGGCAAUUUUGUAAUUUCACAUGUGAAAGUUAGAAAUAUUAAGGUUCAAAUGGCUUACUCUCAUAGACAUACAGUCACACCUCCCAUAAACCAAUUUUUUGUGGGUGCUUUAUACUGUUGUAUGAGAGGUUCCAAUUUAGAAGGCUUUGACUGAAAAACUGAUAAAUUUGGAUAGAUGGUCACACAUAAUCAGUUUCCUCGACUUCCUGCUGAGUAGUUUAUGUAUUAGGGCUGUCACAGAAAAAAAGACAUGUUUUUCAAACUUUGUGUGUAUUUAACAAUUAUUCCUCAAGCGUGAAUGGGCUCUGAGUCAAUGGCCCAUGAGGCCGAAGGCCAAAUGGGCUAUUGAUUCAGAGGCUAUAAGGGCGAGAGGAAUAAUUGUUUUAGUAAAAUCCAACUAGUUGGUCAAAAAUAUAGAGAAUAAAAAAAUUUUAGCUAGUUUAUAAAGCUAGACUUUACUCCUGUUUUGCUGCCAAAAAGCGCACGUUUUUCGCUACUAGUAGGCUAUAACAUAUAGCCCAGUAGUAGCUCAACCAAUCAGAAUGUAGCAUUGAUAAUAGACCACUAGUUGGAUUUUACUAACAUUGAAUAGCUACUAGCCAAAGGUUAUAGUUUGUUGGCAACAAUGGUAUUUGAUUUCUUGCAGCAAAUACCUGCUGUUUGCAAGCACAAUAAAUAAAAAGUAAUUCCCAGAUGGCAGGCUAUUAUUUAGGACUGAGUUUGCUUGUAUAUUAUUAUUUCUUUAUUUGCCUCAUAUUUUAAUGUUAUCAAAAUAUCAAAUUUCAACUCAUUGAAGUGAGAUUAAGCCCAUUGAAGCCAAUAAGGCUUAAGAUGAAAGGCAGUGUGGCUGAGUGGUCAGCUCAUUGGACUCACAAUCUGGCAGUCCUGAGGUUUGAAUCCUGCUCUGACCACUGGAUUUGUUCUCGGUCAUCCCAAGUUCAAAUUCUCCGCCACACUUGUAAAUAGCCAACUGAUUGCCUCAGGCCAGUUGGGGUUAAUCCUGUUAUGUUGUAUUUGAAUUAUUUGUUUCAAAAAAAAGAAAAAGAAGCCAAUAAGGCUAUAAUGGGCUAUAUAACAAAGGAACCUUGUCAUCUGUGAGUUAGGUUUCUAUUGUUCUUGUCAGAAACUUUUUUCGUGUUUAGCAAAAAAGUGAAAUCUUAAUUCUUCAUUUGUAUCUUUUGCAGGGAGAGUAGCAAGGAACAGUACAGUUCAUGCAGUGUAUUUGUCACUUGUCUUUUUAUUUGUAACAAAAUCAGUUUUGUAAAAUAUAGAGAUUCAAAUGGCUUGUUAAAUGUGAUGUGAAACUUGUUAUUAGUGUUUAAGGUCCCCCCUCCCUCCAAACUCUUGACUAGCUACUCACAAUAAAAGUAC
This is a messenger RNA of Porites lobata, 8805 nucleotides long. NCBI's taxonomy places the organism in Eukaryota, Metazoa, Cnidaria, Anthozoa, Scleractinia, Poritidae. The record is from the annotation of a GenBank genome assembly.